GCCAGCCUACAUUGGAGCGAAUCAUGUGAUGCUGGGGGGGUUAAGUCAUUUGCAAGUACAACACAACCCCGUGCAGAGUUCCCCAUUCAUUUCCUGAGAGCUGCCUGCCUGCCUGCGCGCAGCAGCUGAGAGGCAGAAGGGGAGGGAGCUACACACACAUUCACGCACACACACUCGGUCGCGUCCAUACUCACAGAUAGGAGAGGGGGAAAGGAGACCGUGGAAAGGAAACAGUCUCCACGGCUCUGCAGCUUCUGACAAGGCCGCUGAAGAGACAGGAUGUUAAUGCUUGACGGAAUGCCUGCAGUCCGAGUCAAAGCCGAGCCCCUGGAAUCGGAACAAGGGACACUUCUUCCAGACUGCAAAGUCCUUAUCCAGCGUUGUCUCGUCCACGCUAUAAAAGCCAAAUCACCCAAAGUGCGUCCUUAUUCCGCGAUGGACGGUGUGCCCUUCUUCCUCAGUAGAGUUAAAGCGGAACCUCCGGAAGACCUCCUUGCUCACGACCUGCACUUCCACACACAGACCGAGCCGGUGGACCUGUCAAUCAACAAGCCACGCCCCUCUUCUUCCUCCCACAUCAUGUCAUCCUCCCCGAGGAGAUCUGCCUUUUCACCAUCCUCUUUAUCAUCCUCUUCCUCUUCGUCGCCGUCGGUCAUCACUUCGGCCUCCUCGUUGCUCUCGCCAGGCCCUCUGGUGGCGCCCGGUGGCGGGAUGAGAGGUCAGCCAUAUUUGCACAUCCUGCACUCUGUGCCGCCCCCUCCGUCCAGCCCGCUGGGCCUGCAGGGCGUGGGCAAGCUGGGCAGCCACGUGCACCGCAUCCCCGUGGUGGUGCAGUCGCUGCCCCUCAUGUACACCACGGCCGUGAGAUCGCCCUCCAGCCUCAACAAUGCCAUCAUGCUACCUCUGCUCGACGACACCAAGAACCAGGGCAAAGCGCACACGGAGCCCAACGGCCUGUCGCCACGGCAGAUCAAAAGCGACAGCGAUGACGAUGACCUGCCGAAUGUGACGUUGGACAGCGUCAACGAGACCGGCUCCACUGCACUGUCUAUAGCCCGUGCCGUACAAGACUCCAUGUCACCGUUCAGUAUUGACAGCAUACGGCGCCCGCGGAGGUCAGAGUCGCCUGAUUCGAAAAAGAGGCGAAUCCACAGAUGCGACUUCGAGGGCUGCAAUAAGGUUUACACCAAAAGCUCCCAUUUAAAAGCACAUCGGAGGACACACACAGGAGAAAAGCCUUACAAAUGUACCUGGGACGGCUGCACGUGGAAGUUCGCCCGCUCCGACGAGCUGACCCGGCAUUACCGGAAGCACACAGGGGUUAAACCCUUCAAAUGCACGGACUGUGACCGCAGCUUCUCCAGGUCGGACCACUUAGCCCUGCACCGACGCCGACACAUGCUGGUGUGAGCCCAAAUAGAGCUUGCGUGGAACAGCGAGGCUGCCAGGGGAGCAGGAUCUCCCUGGGAAUGUUUUUCAGCUGGCCUGGAUGCAACACAUCCAACACACAUCCAUCGGAAGAGGAGCGAGAGGGAGCACAAAACAGGGUCAAAUUGGACUUGGAAGGAACAUCAGGAUCUUUUAUUGUUAUUAAACAGCACUGUUUGUAAAUUUUUCACUUGAGAUUUUUAACAUUUUUCCGCUGCUUUUACAGCAUUCAUAAUGUGAAAGACCCCAGUUUGUUCUCCAUGCGGGCGCUUUUUCCAGCAGAUUGGCUGCUGCGCCGUGCUUCGCCAGCAGAGGGCGACAUUUGAUUACAGAAGAAGCCAAAAGAGGGCUGUUCAAGAACCCCCAUUUAACCAUCAUUUAAGUUCAUCAUCACUGCAUGACCAGCAAAAAGCCAUCAGUGAGCCCACUUACAGGAAUAUGGGUUCACUCUGAUUUUUUUUUAAAGAUGGAUCUUCUUCAAAUAAUCUUUUUGUGCUGUGAAUAGCAAUCAGAUCCGUAAAAAAACAAGUGCAAUCUCAAAAGGUCACGCUUUUUGUCUUUAAAGUACUUGUCCUCUUGUACAGAGAACUUUGGAAACAAUCCGGAGGAGACUGACCACCACAGAGGCACCUUAUCAAGGACUCUUGGCUUUUUCUUCUUCUGGUUUUGGAAUUUUCGUGUUUUUUGUUUUGUUUUUGCACAGCAGCACUUGACUUUAAGAUGGCUGAAGUGUUACAAAGAUGGCGGCACACACACACACGUGAACACAGAACAGCAAUACAGUCUGAACACGAGAAGGAACGCCAAGCUCCGCCUCUUUGUUCGGCUUUUUGAUGUCAAGAUUUUUCUCUCCGUCUCUUUUGCUAGUUUGCUGCCUCUACUUUCAUCAGCAUCAAUACACUUUGUCAAAUCUGAAUUAUAGCAACAUUUUCUUGUCGUUUUGUAUGUUUUUGCAGACAAAAGCAGGGGUUGGGCAACUUGCGGCCCGUGGGCCAUACACAGUACAACCUGCGACGGCAUUUAUCUGGUGGCCCGCCGUGCAAAAUGCUAAAAACAAACAAAACCUCAGAGGAAUUCUGACCAAAAGCCACACAAAAAAGCAUUUAACCCACAAAUGUGCAUCAUAUACAGCACCAAGUCCAAAAGUUUGGACGCCUACCCAUUUUAUUGGACGACAACGUGUCCGAACAUUUGACUGCCGCUGUAAAAAUAAAUUCUAAUAAUAAACAUUUGAUUCGUUAUAGUGGAACCUUUAAAAGCCAAACUAAUUUGCUUGUAGUCAAAACCGUUGUCCCCGUAGGGAGAAUGAUGGGAAUUGAUUUAGUCUGUUCCAGUGUCAAACGGUCCGUCUGUCAACAUCAUGAACAGAACAAGGGAUUUGGCAAUUUUCAAAAAUAUACAAAAUAAUGUCACGCUUUGCUACCUGAUUUCUGGAUUUUCCGUUCACCUUUUGGUGUCAUUCAAAAACGACCUUCAAUAAAAAAUAUUGUAAUAUUAAAACAGAAUCUUGCAUUUUGCCCUAGUUGUUAUUUGAAAAUCAGUUUUUGGAAUUUUCAUCUUUAAGUGGCAUUUGUCUUUUUUUUUUUUUAGCUGUGGAAACAUUUUCAUUUCUUUUGUUUCUUUCUUUUUCGUCUUCAAAGAAACAGCCACCAAAAGCCAAAGAAACAGCAAAACGCGCAGCGCUAAUCCCUCCACUCCUAGCGAAAUGAGCCGUGUGUUAUGUCUCAUGAGUUUUUCAACGACUUUUCAAGCGUAUUUUCGCAAAAAUGCUGCUCUAUUUACCAACUGCACGACCUUCAAUUUAUUUUUGAGGUUCCACUGUAAUUGAUCUGAUAUGUCCCGAUUUCUACGCCCGCAUCACCAAACCAGAACAGAACACGUCUGAAAGCGUCCCGGCUACCGUCUACGCUAUACAUUCUUUUUCCAGCUUGCCGGGUUGACCAUGAAGGCAGUCCAUAUUAUUUGAUAGCGUUGCUAAAUGCAUUUAUUGGACUGAAGCCAGUAAAAGGAAACGGUGACCUUUUUUUAAUAGCACCUUGAAACGCUACACGCCCAUAAAAGGUUAUAAUAAACACCCACCCUCGUAUACCUACGCGCAGUCCAGGAGGUAAAUCCACCAAUUCAUGCCAUAUGUAAAAUGUAUAUGUUAUUCUUAUUUAUGUACUGUAUAUAAUUUGUGCACAUAUCAUUACGGGCCGGUUGUGUUAUCAGUUUUAGCAACAGCACCUUCUUCUUAUUUAGUAUGAUUAUUUUUUUUUUGUCAAAUAAUUUUAUUGAAGAUGUCAAUUUAUAAAACAAAUAAUCAUCAUCAUAUUUUAUGAUCCGUAUAGUAUAUAAAUAUAUAUAUAUGACAUUUUAUGAUUGAAGGGCACUUGCUUAUAUAAUGUUUCUGUUUCUGUAAAAAAAAAAAAAAAAGAAGAAAGAAACAAAAUGAAUCUGAAAUGUUGUAAUAUAUGUGAUGAAGUUUUAAAGACAAGCUUGUUUGUACGUUGGUUAAAGAGGGCUUUUUUGAUUAUAGGAGCAGGAAAUAUGUUUAUACAGAAGUCUUUUUUUUUUUUGAAAGACUGGGGUUUAGAUACUUUCUUACGCAGUACAGUGAAACAGGGCUAAAGGGUCUUCAUGCUUUUUGUUUCUUUUCAAAACGCUAAUAUUUGGAUUUCAACCUGUUCCACACCAUUGCAUUUCGGUACAGUAGCUCAACACACACACACACACACACACACACACACACACACAAAAAGUUGAUCCCAAGUUAACUUUUUUGCUUCAUAUUUUUGUUAACCUUUAUACGCAAAAUAAUUAAAGUUAAUCAAAGUUAGCAUAUCAUUAUUUGUGCGUUAACCUGGCCAACAUGCUUUCUUAGUUAAGGACAAACAUCGUCACAUGUUACAAUUGAACUCCCCGAUGAUUAGGAGUUAUUCUUAGAGGUUGCAGCUUCAUUUCCAGCAAAAUUCUCGGAAUUUUUCCUUGUGAAAUUACAGGGGGUUUUUUUCCAUAUAUGACCAUACAGGUAUAUGACUUUAUAGUUGUAAUUUACAACUUUUUCCCAGUAAAAUUACAAAUUUAUUCUCGUAAAAAUGGUUAUAUUUUUCUCAGAAAAACGCAACUUUAAUUUCUUAAAGUGAUGACUUUGUUUUUGUAAGAUUGAAACUUUUCACCCAAAAAAAAAAUGCUAGUUUUUCCUCGUAAUAUUAUUUUUGUUCUUUUUUUCCUUGUAAAAUACUACAAAUUCAUUCUCAGGAAAAUACAAAGAAAUAAAAUACCAUAUUCCCAUAAUCGUAGGACAUUUUCCUGAGGAAAUUGCAAAUGUAUUGUGGUAAAAAUGCUGUACUUUUUUUCUUUUGUCAUAAUCAUACAAGAAUAAUUUCUUCUUGUUUUUUUUUUACUGGAGUACUCUUCUCAAAACACACUUUUUCUUGUAAUAUUUCACAUUUUUGGGGGGAUGAUUACGUUUAAUUCUCAAAUAAUUACCACUUGUUUCCUCAUAUGGUCGUAUAUCACGUCAUUCUCGUAAUGUAUGACUUUUUCCUUGUAAAACUGUGAAUACUUUCUUUCACAUUUUUUUCUGGAAAAAAAUGUAAAUGAGUACAACUCAGAUUUGUCCCCCUCGCAAUAUGAUUUCUUGAUAUACGCGAUUGGUUUCCUUGCAAGAUGAUGACUUUAUUUUAUACGAUUACAACCUUUUCUCAAAAAAAAUUUAAAAAAAAUUAAAUUACAACACUAAUUUUGCAAGGUUAAAUAUUUUUCUCGAAAUUGUGACCCUUUGAUUUUGUAACAUUCUGACUUUACUGUUCCAAGAUUACCAUUUUAUUCUUGGAGCCGAAUUCUUUACUUUAUCAGCGAACAAAAUCCAUUUGUGUGGAACAGGUUGACGUAAAAAUAUUACAAAAAGUCAGUGUUUUCAUUUCAUUCGUCGUAGCUCACGAUCAAAUCCCCAAACGCAUCAAAACAUUGUUGUUUGACAAAUGUUUUGUAAACAUAAAUGGUAUUCUCUUGGUAGCGUUCCCAACCAAGAUAAUCGUAUUGAUCAACAAAACGGCGGUGUAUUCUGCUCGUGUGUUUUAGACAAAUUGCAGACAGGGUGUAUUGUAUUUUCUCCGAAAAACAUCUUUUUCCGCAUUUUUUAAAGCAUAAUUUUGUAACGGUAACCAGGGUCAAAGUUAUGCAAUAAUAAUAAUAAUAAUAAUGAAAAUAAUAAUAAUGUUGAUGAUGAUGAAUAGUGCCUCAUGUCGCAAAUACAGCUUUUGAUUUGAGCAUUUAUUUUUGUUCUUACGUGAAAAACCCAACACGAACAGGCGAAUGAUAUGCAAGUCAGACCUCGGAUGUUUCAACGGUGAAUUUUGAUGCCGUUUUUAUCGUUCACCAACAUUUCACGCUGUCGCUCACCGCAUGUUUUUGUACAUUGUUUGCAAUAACUUUCCAAAUCCAUCCUUUUCAUUUUAGCGAUUCCGCGGAAAGACGAGGAAUCCCGCUUAAUGUAGAUUGAUGCCUUUUACAAAAUCUCUAUCGGUUCUAUAUCUAUUUUACUUUCUGUGUUUUGAUUUCCUGGAGCGGAAGAAUUUGAGUAGUGAAGCCGAUGUUCAAUUUUCUGAUAUUUCGUACAGUAAAUGGUUGUUCCUGUAUUUAUGUCAAGUGAGUGUAGUGUAAAUAUCUUUCAAAUCUCUUUUGUUCCUUUUUCCAAAAUCUUUUGCAAUCUUUCCGUAAAUAAAAUGUGAUAUCGCUCAGCAAACUCAGCUUCAAAAGGGAGAUUUCUGCUCACGGAAUAAACGCAACUGUAAUUUUCGUUUUUUUUAAUCUUAAAAAAAAAAAAAACAUGGUGCCCUUUAUUUGCGUUACACUUUCAUUUCUUUUAAGUAGCUUACCCAGUCAGUGGUUUGUCUUAUCUGUAUUUUUCUUUUUUUCAUAUGGAUGGAGCUGUGAAAUUCAAAUAAGUUGAAACAUAUAAAUGUAUAUUAAUAUGAAUGGAGGCAUGAAGGUUAAUAAAAUUGCAUUUUAUAUGUAACACUUGUGUAAUAUGUUGCUAUUUUAUAUCCAAACACUGGCACACUGUUGAAUGCCCCCUGAAGUCGUACCGUUGGACGUUUCACGUUUCUUUUUUUUCUUUAAAACACUCCAUUUUGAACCGAGGACAUACGGUCUGUGAUGCCACAAUGUCGUGCAAGAUUUCAGCCAGACUUCAGCUUGUUUUGCUUUUUCUUUUCCAUUUUUUGUGGCAAACAGCGCCUAACCAGAUAAGCCCGUGCUGUGUGCAGUCGUCCCGUACCACAUUGUGGUCCCAAUUUCGCAGCUUCACUCUAUCAUAGUUUUCCGAAAAUAAAUAAAUGAAUAACUCAUACUGUUUCAUGGUUGAAUAUGGGCUAUUAUUAGUUUAAAAAGUAUGCAUAUUUAAUCAAAUUUUGUGUUUGUUUUUUUAUUAAGCAUUUUCAAGCAUAACAAUGGCUAAAUGAACAAACAUAUACAAAUAUUAAGCAUUGAAUAGAUACUGUACAUCCAAAGAGGAUGUAAUAUCGUAUUCUACACUCGUCACCAGGUGUCAGUAGUGUUACUGUUACUCUUACGCAAUUUAGAAGGAAGAAGAGGAAAACCAAGGGCCAAAGAUAAAGCUAUAACUCAAUAAAGUUACGGAUAAAUAGUUUCUGUAAGCCAUUCAAGCCAGAACCGCCACUGCCUACCAGUUAUGCUAACGUUUAUGUCUUCCUGUCCCACUCCUUAAUGCUACGUUGUUCUAUGUGAUAUAUGGCAUGUAUUGCGUUGGGCACGUGUAGAGUAACAGUGUAUCUGUAAAAAGUGGAUAAAGUACACAAUAGCGCUUCUUGGAGACGUCUUGAGACAGGAAUGGACAAACAGCUCAUUAGCAUGAAAGCUACAUGCACACAAAACAGUGUUUCCAGUAUGGCUUACUAAAAGCACUUAAAUAUUACAGUUCAAAUAUUACAAGAACAAAAAUUCCAGCAUUAGGCCUGGAUUUUGGACAACUGGACUAUUACGGGACCUCUGCAACUUUUUUUGAUGGAAAAAAAAAAGAUGAAAAACACUAUAAUUGUCAGUGUUUUGUCAUCACACUCCACAAAAACUUGACUUCCACUUUACAAAAGCUACACUUUUCGGCACAUAUGCUGACUAUAAUACAUACAUCAGAAACGUUUUAUUUUGUUAUGGUAUAUUUCAACAAAAUGGGCAGGCAGUGCUGAUUUUAGUGCAGAAAAAUGACGUGAUGAAAGAACAUCAUCCCACGGGAACCAGCUUUGUUUUCUGUUCAUUAAAUUACAGGGGAAAAAAAGUAAAAGGCACUUUGAAAAGGAGCUUGAAGACGCCAAAAACGUCUCGCAGAUGUUCAACACUGCCAGGUGCUAAGUGGGCGGAGGGGGGGAAAGACUUUGAAAUAGCUUUUUGAAGACAAAUCAAUGAAACGUUACUUUCACCUUGUUUAGAGUGCAGUAAAACCAAUAUAACAUCAUGAUUUACUAGCAAAAAUCCCCGACAUGUUGCAAUUUAUAAUUAAUAGCAUUGAAUUGAUAAGACAGAUUUUAUUACAACUCGUCAGGUCAAAUGGUCAAAUUGUGGCCAUCGUAAACACCUUGAACUGUGCAGGCAACGUUUUAAGUAACAUUUGAACAUGAGUGACUGCCAUUACAAGUGUAAAAAGAAGUUAACUGGUACGUACAUGUUAAAAUGUCAAAGGAAAUAAAUGUACUUGCCUUUAGUUUUGAAUAGGGCUGUCAAAUGAUUAAAAAUUGUAAUCACAUUAAUCACAGUUUUUUAAUUGAUUCAUCAUGAUUAAUCACCAUUAGCAACUAUGUGUGAAAUAUACCCAUUUGUACUGUAUUCAAUGACGAGAAAGAUCAAUGACAGGACAGGAUUGUAUAUAUUUGUAUGUGUUAACAGCUCCAAAUGAACUGAAUAUGUCAAUCAAGCCAAAAAAAGAUACCACACGAGUCUAAAAAUCAAUUUGCCGAACACUAGUGUCUUUAAUAGUAAUGCAGCAUUUGAAUCACACUUUAAACCAUGUUAUUAUGAGCAAUGAGGGGUUGUGUUCAAAGACAUCGUGUAAUUUAAGGUAAAUACAAUUUUUUUUCAUUGUAGUUUCCAUCAUCAUCAUCAUUUACAGCGGGAACACACCACUGCUGCCUUCUCCGCUAUUAGAAGUGUAUUUCCUGCCGCACAUUACGACGAGACUGUCCCUAUUUCCGCCUCUUUUUUUGUUUACGUUCCCUCUACCUUCCGUCACCGUAGCGGUGUUUUGACCACCCGUGCUUCACGCGCCGUCUUUUAGGAGAAAAUAUGGAUCCUCUGGGAUUUCCCCUGCUGCGACUCACACAUGGAAGCUCCAAAUUGCGCUGCUUUGUGGACAGUCAUAGCAGCCGUGAGCUUCCGUGUAGCGGCACUUCAAACUCAUGAAACUCCUGAAGAGUUAGAAGUGAGUGAUAAGAAUAUCCAAUUCAUGGUUUUCUUAAUCUUCCUGUUUAUUUAUACGCACGCGCGCAUUAUGAAGCUGUUUUUGUGACGUUCGGAGUGUCCCUGAAUGCAUCUGGCGUUCUUGUAAUGAGAAUGACAAGCGUUGAGGAGCUAGAGACGUGUGUGAGUUGGAGAUACAUACAGUAUAUGGUGUUGGAAUUGUACUGCUGUGUGUGUUCAGGUCGGAAUGAAGUUCUAAAAGAGUGUCAGGCUCCUUGUGACUGUGUGGGGACUCUCCACUGUGCUUGUGGCGACGGACCCGUCUGCAGUCAUAUCAGAGCGUGCUUGCUCUCCUGCGCAUGCGUUAAUUACACCAAAAAAUGUAACGUAUUUAAUGAAAUAAAUUAGUUAUCGCCGUUAACGCAUUAUUUAUGACAGCCCUAGCUUUGAACCAUGAAUUUAGAUCUUACUGCGUGUGCCACUGCUGACUUUGCAACUCACCAGUUGUGUCUUUUUUCAUCUUCUGCACAUUGCAAACUUUAGCCAUGUUGUGAUGUUAGAUGUAGUUCCAUAAAGGCCUGUCUUGGCACAUGUUAGCUAGCGUGACCAGAGAAGACUUGUAUACUCGCUGCAACUUUCCACUUGGCCUUGCAUGUUUAUCUGAUCGCACCCUUUGCCCACAGUCAGUAUCGACUGGCUUCACCCACCUAAGACCACUGGGUCACACAUAGAGACAUACUAAAGGAAGCCCUCCCCUCCGCGGGGUAGGCGGGCUAAGCCAGGUAAAAGGACACAUGACCAGAAGUGCCUCAGACUUGCUCAUGCACGUGUAGAAGACGAGUCCCUGCAGGUGUUUAUCAUUCUUCCUGAUACAUUAAACUGUUCAAGUUAAGCUAUCGUUUCCAAGACUUAUUUGGAAUUAAAGUUAAUGAACCAACAGCGACAAAACUUUUCAGUUGGUCCUUUGAGCCGGAUCUUGUGCUUCCUGCUCGAUCUGCCUUCGACACCUGACGCUUUCAGCAAUUUAAGUGGGUCCGAAUAACAAAGUAAGCAGAAAACCUUUAUUUUGAAAGAGCUCAUUUUCUGUCUGUCCCCGAGUGGGUCAGAUUUGGAAUUGACAAGAAGAGAAAGCUAAAAACCUUCUUCACAAAUUUUGCCCAAUUUAAUCGCAAUAAUCAUAGUCAAUAGGACCAAGAGGAAUGAUUUUCCCCCUUUUUAUAAGAAAAUAAAAAAAAGAAUAAAAAUAAGAAGUAGACAAUGAUCUGAGUUGCCAGAUGUUGCAUCAUAAGUGAGUUGUUUGGAUGAGGAUCCUGCAAGAAGCAAAUGUGCCGUCCCCUUUUUGUGUUUUUAUUUUAAUUUUGCGGUUUUGUGCUACUUGGUAAGGAAAGCAGCUUAAAGGUGUGUAUGUACUACUGAGAGUGCACUGCGUACUGUUGGUAAGGAAAGCCAUUCCAGUGUACACGUACUACCGAGGGUGUGUCUGUUUUGAGUUUGGAGACCAGGAAUCCCGCUGGGGCCUACACACCGUGUGUCUGUGUUGCUGUGUGUGUCGUGUCUUGUGUGAGUUUUUGAAAACUGUGUGCCUGUGUGUUUGUGGGAUUGUGUGUUAAAAUGGCAAAGAAGAUUUGGAAGUCUAGUUUUCAAACAAGGAAGUUGUGGUAAUUAGAGUCAAAAGUCGCUGAGAAAAGUUGUUGAGAGACAGCAUGCUUCAUUGCAGGAAGUAUAUGAGAAUAAAAUUGAUGAUUGGCUUAAAGAAGUGCAAAAACUGGGCGGACUAGGACCAUUAGAGGGUGCUUUGCCAAGUCGAGGAGACCUGAAGGCCUUUAUGAAUUUAUUGAGAUUUCAGGAAAAGACUGCAUAUGCUGAAUAUGAAAGGGCGGGGAAACUCGCUAAAACUAAGAAAAAGACACAAUUGGACACCAUUGAAGAUCUGUUCAAAUGUUACAGUUCCAUCUUCAUAUACGUAUAUCCCUCAGGAGGAGAAUACAAAAUUCGCUCCUCCAAAUGUGACUGCUGAAGCCAUACCCAAGCCUGCAGCUGUGACAGCUGAGGAAAAAAAGGACGGGACUCUUUGUGAUCAUGACUUAUCUGCUCCACAGCCUCAAACGCCGCCCUGUCAGUGUGUGCACGUCUGGAUCAGACAAACAUCAUGCUAUCAACAAUCCAUACAAACACGCUCAUGAUGAGUUGGCCUCACACGAAAUGUUGCUCUCUCCUCCCAUGUCUGAAAAAACUUCUGAGCCAAACGGGAUCCAUUUUAUGCAAUAUCGACGCGGAUCUGACCGUCACCAAGACUCAUGUGGGUGAGUUGUCUGUCCUCAUUGCCAGUAUAAAUGCUUUGAAGGAUAAAUGUAAAGAGACAUUGUCAGUCAGAGACCCUGACUCUUCCACACUCCCACAUAGUGACGUACACACACCCAAGCGAGACUCCACUUCUGAACGAGCCAAACUGACUCCACAGCGACCUCCAGCGAGCACUACAUUUAAAGUGACUCAGUUUACUCCUCAGCAGCUGCACCGUAUGACGUGAUGUUUUGGAAAGUACCAGCUACAUGACAACUAGUGUCACACCCACUGAAGGCAGACUGCUCAUGAUGAGGCUCGAUGCUGCCCUCUCAUGCCCCAAGAAGGGAAAGGCUGGACCCUACGAGAUCAUGAGGAGGCUUUCGACCGGAGCCUCCAAGGACUCGGAAGGGCUUUAUCGAUUACACUGAGAGAAAGUGGCUGCACCAUCUUCCAUCCUUCUCCGCCUGUGUGAAGAGCUUCAUGGUUCAGGUCGCACUCUCACUGACUCAAGUAGUCGACUUUACUGGCACCCAGAGCUACUGGCCGUCCGUGAAUAUUAUGUCGAAACAUGCCCCACCUGCUCCAAAUUUAAGCAGGCUAUCAAAUUUGCGAUGGGUGCCUACCCGGUCCCGCCAUGCCCAUGGGCGGAACUGGUUGUUGUGUGGUUGUUGUAUCCUAUGUUUCAGGGCCGUGAUUCACCAUUGUAUCAACCAGGCCUUCAGCGACAUGGACAAAUUCUCCAUAACUAGUACCCUUCAUUAAAAAAUAAUAACAAAAAAAGCAAAACACACUUAUGAAGAUAAUCUAGUAAAUGCCUGGUGACGUGAUGUCACAUGAUGUCAGUUCUAACACUGACACUGAAAAAAAACAAACAAAAAAAACCCCACUGACACUGAAACUACAUUGCAAUAAUUUUUGCACAUUCCCUUUUUUUUUAAAUAUUUGGCAAUAUUACUCAAAAAAUUGCAAUCUUUUACGACUAUUUCUGGUUCUAUGAUUGUCAUCACAUUUUUUCUUUUUUGCUACAAGUAUCACUGAAGGACUACACACACACACACACACAAAAUGAAAUGAUUUAGAUGCUGACUGAGCUGAAGUCUUGUGGGAUUUGCUGACGUCUUGGUGAUGACGAUUUGAAUUGUUGUUUUACUGCAACUUUAGAUGCUUAUUUUUACUCUUCUUAUGUCAGCUUGCAGGAACUCUGACGUGCUGCUUUCUACUUGUUCUUUUACAUCCUCAGCGAUAAUAAAAAGCACAGACUAAUUCAACCUAAGAUCACAGUGACAGCAGCUUUAAAGCUCAGCUUAACACAAUGCAAUUGACUUGUCAGGCUUUUCAUUUGUAUGCACCCACACACACACACACACACACACACACAUACAUUGAAGAAGUAACAAGUCACAACACUGACCCGACUGAACAUGUUGUACUAGUGCAGGGUAGUCAAAAGUGCAGCCCAUGGCUUUUUAUUGGCCCUUGGCACGUUCUAAAAAUACAAUUAAGCAAGAAAAUGGAAAAGAAAUAUUUUACAAGAAUAAAAAUGAAAUAUUAAGAGAGUAAUGUCAUAAUAUUAAGAAGAAAAUAGCAUAAAGUAGAAAUAUUAUAGGAAAAAAGUUGUAAGAUUAGAAACUAACAAAAAAAGUUGCAAUUUUUAUAAAAUUAGGUUGGGGAAAAAGUUAUAAUAUUACUACAAUAAAGUCAAAAUAUUAUGAGAACAAAGUCAUAAGAGAAAAAAAUGUACAAGAAAAAUGUUUUUUAAAUAAAAAAUGUGUAAUGUCCGUACUAAUACACUUUGUCGCAGUUAACACAAAGUUGUGAUUUUCUUUAAAUAUAAAAAUAAACAUCUUUGCAUAUCCACAUGGGUUAGUUUAGAACAGGGGUCGCCAACAUCAACACAGGUCGCCCCUAAAGACCACACGAGUCACCCAGCGGCCUGUUUUAAAAAUAGCUCAAAUAGCGCCACUUACCGGUGAGCGGCAUCUAAUUUGUUCCAUCUAAACUGGAAAUGACAAUAUAUAUAAAAACUAGGGCUGUCAAACAAGUAAAUGUUUUCAUCACAUUAAUAACAGUUUUCAAAUUAAUUAAUCAUGAUUAAUCACCAUGUCACACUUUGUUACCUUAUAUUACCUUAUAAUUUUCCUAUGUAUUUGAAACUAGAAAAGAGUACAUUUAUAAUACAGGAAGUGAACAAAUGUAUUGCAAUUGAUGUGAAACGGAUGGGAGGGUAGGAUUAAAUAAGCUUUGCUUCUUUCUACUCCUUUUGGACAGGUAGAACAGUGAAUUGUACUAUAUGAUGUAUUCCAAUGUAACUUAUAUGCAUGUUCAAAAUCAAUUCAACCAUUACCAUUACCAUUAUCAUGCCUGAAAUAUGCCCAGUUUUACUGUAUUUUAUUGAAAGACAGAUACAUGUGCAGGAUUAUAUAUAUGUUCAAGAUUCAAGAUUCAAGAUUCAAGAGAGUUUUAAUGUCAUGUGCAUGGUAAAACAGCAGUUAUACUAUGCAAUGAAAAUCUUAUUCUGUUCAUUCUCCCAUGUGUAUGUAUUAACGGCGCCAAAUUAACUUAAAAUCAAGUUAAGAAAUGGCACACAUGUCUGAAAAUGUAUUUACCCAAUACUGAUUUCUUUAACAGCAGAAUAUUUGAAUCAGACUGUUAAUUGUUAUUAUGAGCAAUGAGGAGUGGCGUUCAAAGACACCACGUCCGUUGAGUUGAUGUCACAUGUUUUGAGUGAAUUUUAUGGGAUUUCCGAGCACACUUAAAUGCAUCAAAUUGUACUUCUGCAUUAAGAGUUACAAAGUGAGUACCCACUUAUUGACUUUCAUUGCAUUUCUGUUGAUUUAGAGCGCCCAUACACGCAUAAUAAAGACGUUGUUGUGAUGCUCGGAGUGUCAGUGAACGCAUCUGUCUCGUAACGAUGAGGAAGUGUUGCUGCAAUGAAUGGACUAGAGACUUGUUUGGAGUUGGAGAUACAUAUAUGGGGUUGGACUGCACCGCUGUUGAUGUGUUCAGAUGAUAUUUAUGCCGAAUGACAUUGAUCCCUAAGAGACCGCCCGCCCCCCGGGAACCAGGCAAGGCUGGCUGGCACACUUUGAACUUCUUCCGGCUCUUUUUCUCCCCUCCCUUCCCCGGUGUAAGGUGACCAUGGCCGC
Molecule: messenger RNA, 14255 nt
Organism: Dunckerocampus dactyliophorus (ringed pipefish)
Lineage: Eukaryota; Metazoa; Chordata; Actinopteri; Syngnathiformes; Syngnathidae
Gene: klf12b
Product: Kruppel-like factor 12b
Exons: 10
Coding region: 280-1410 (376 amino acids)
Biological process (GO): regulation of transcription by RNA polymerase II
Molecular function (GO): RNA polymerase II cis-regulatory region sequence-specific DNA binding; DNA-binding transcription factor activity, RNA polymerase II-specific
Source: RefSeq, a predicted model, not a curated record